ACGACCUUGAACUUCCAAAUGUAAACAAGGAAAGAAGUUGAUUCAUGUGACGGUUACUCAUAGACAUGAUUUUGCAUGAUCUUGUUUUGGUCUUCCUGGUAUCCACAGUUAGCAGCUAUUAUGUAGCUCCAAUCAAAGAAAAGCCAGUUAAAGAUGACCCAAUAAAGACAGUUCAUUUGAUUUUCAUGAAUCACCUUGAUGUAGGUUACUCCUUCAACGAUGACCCAGGUCACCUCUUGACAGUGAUCAAUGCCUACUUCACUGUGUACUACCCGCGGGCCAUCCAGGUGGCCUUGAACUUGUACGUUCUCGGGUACCAGGAGAGAUUCAUCUACACCACACACCCAUGGCUGGUCAGCCUCUAUCUGGAUUGUCCGCCAAAUGUUGUACUGUCCGGGAUUAAGCUUAUGUGUCCAGACGCUCAGAAUGUCACCAAUUUCAUCCAAGUAGUUCAGUCAGGCUUCAUCACUUGGCAUGCUGGGCCUAUGAACAUGGAGUUUGAAAUGAUGGACGAGUCCAUGCUGGAGUUUGCAGUGCAGCUGAGUAUAGAUCUUGACAAGCGGUUUGGGUUUGAUCGUCAGUACAGGACUGUCAGUCAGAGAGAUGUUCCAGGGACGACACGGGCCGUCAUCCCGCUGUUGAAGAAGCUAGGUGUACAGGCGCUCUCCAUUGGUGUCAAUGGAGCCACCUCACCAGCUGAUGUACCUCCUGUAUUCCUGUGGAAAAGUGGAAAUGAGUCCCUCGUUACCCUGUAUCAUCCACGGGGCUACCCAAAUGGCUAUGGGCCUACACCUUUGUUCCCUGGGGGCCUGUCAAGGAAAGAUUGUGCAAUAGUUGAUGGUCUGGAGCAUGCUCUGUGCUUCGCAUUUAGAAGUGAUAACCAAGGACCACCUAUGGACUAUCAGGAAGUACUAGCUGUCUACGAAGUUGCUCGUGCUCAGUUUCCUAACGCUAUUGUUCAAGCGUCAACAUUUGAGAAUUUCACCUCACUGCUGUUGCCUCUUGCUGGCAAGUUGCCUGUUGUUACACAGGAGAUAGGAGAUGUGUGGAUACAGGGGUCAGGGUCAGAUCCUAGAAAGACGGCGGAAAUGAGGGCUAUGUAUCGAGCAAGAACGGCUUGUUUUCAAAAAGGUAUUUGCCUGAUGUCUGAUCAGCGUGUCUACAACGCUAGUCGGUUCAUGCUGAAGCACUCAGAGCACACAUGGGGGUCGGCUGGUAACAGUGUGGACAACAUCCACUGGACUAAUGACGAGUUUUACAAGAUUCUUCAGCAGCCUGGAAGCAUGUAUCAAAAUGCCACAUUGUUUUGGGAGGAGCAGAGAAACUUCACAGGCUUGGCCCUAGAAGCACUUGGGGAUCAUCCCUUGGCAAAAAUGAUCCAGGUGGAAUUUGACAGGUUCCAGCCAUCACUGCCAGACACCAGUGGUUUCUAUCCAGUAUAUCCACUUGACUCAGUCCAGCGCUGUGGUCAGUUUGACCUCAAGUUUAACAGCCAGGGAGCACUGGUGCAGUUGACUGAUCCACUAGGAAUGAACUGGGCAUCUGAUGAGUAUCCAGUGGGUUUAUUCGUGUACCAUACCUACAGCGCUGAUGACUUUGAGGCAUUCUUCAAUGCAACCACUCCCUUCAGCAAAGACUUCUUUCUAGGAAUAGGCAAACCAAACAUGUCCAACAAUGCAAAUGCGAAAAGUAAUUACUGGCCAACAAAGAUGGAUGUGCUUAUGAGUAAUCAAGAAGGAACAUCGCUGGUAGCCACUGUGUCGAUGGUGGACGACGUGACGAGAACCUACUACGGAGCUCCGGAGACUGUCAUUAUACAGUACACUUGUAAUAUUUACAACAUAGACGUGACCGUUCAGUGGUUUGACAAGGUCCCCACUCGUCUCCCAGAGGACUUGACGUUUGUGUUCACGCCCACCCCUCAACCGAGACAUCGCUGGCUACUCAACAAGCUCGACGAGUUGAUUGACCCUCUAGAUGUCGUCAGAAAUGGCAGUCAGAGGUUGCAUGCAAUCAACAGGGGAGCCUACUAUGUGGAUGAUCGUCUCAAGGGGCUCCAGAUUGUAUCCCUUGAUUCAGCUGUUGUCAACAUCCUUACUGAUAAACUGUUUGUCUCACAAAUACCCAUGCCUCUUGAGCCUAUCACAGAUGUGAAGGGGGUUGCAUUCAAUCUCUACAAUAAUGUCUGGGAAACAAACUAUAUAUUCUGGUAUCCGUACCGCACAAAGGAUAUUAACCAAAAGUUCCGUUUCACCUUAAACUUUGUGUAAUUUUUUGAUGAUGUAUUGCAAAUUUGUAUCUACCAGUACUGUGCAAUGAAGUAAGAUUGUAUGUUUACUGUUGAUAAAAAAGCAAGUUUGUGAAAUUGUCUUAAAAAAUACAGUUAACAAAGGUUUUUGCUUAAUUAUGUGAUAUUUAUGCCCUAAUGCAGCGGUAGGUUUAAGAAUUCUAUUUGUCCUGUACAAACCAUGUGUUUUUAGCUCCUUUUUGACUGAUAAAUAUAUCUCACUCAAUAUUUAAAUGUUGAAUGACCUAAAUGUGGAGAUGAUCUGAAAGAAAAGAAAUUCAACUGUGACUAGUUGUCGCAGUAUUAUUUUCCUUUAGCCCUUUGUCAUUUGUUUCAUCAUAUAAAAUGUUGUCCCAAAAUUGUGUGUUUUCAACAUUUUAUUUAAGUACUUGAUGGAUUUUUCACUGAAACUUUAAAAGAUGAAUGGCCUUAAUGCAGAGAUGUUUAUAAGGGAAGGAAAUUGGCCUGUGGCUAGUUUUGGAAAAAUAAUGGCAAUUUGUCUGUUUUUCUUAUACAGAAUAUUUAGUCCCAAACUUUUUAAAUUAUUCUUUAUCUACUAAAUGGAUUCCGCUCAAACUUGUAAAGUUUAAUGACCUUAAUGUGCAUAUUAUUGUUAAGAAAGAAAGUUUUGCAGCUACCAGUUUUGGUAUUAUUAAGGCCCUUUAUUCGUUGUUCCACUCUGGUUCCACUAUAGUCCCAAAAUUUACAGUUUUCUCCUACUCUUCAACCACUUGAUGGAUCUCAAUCAAACUUAAAGUGUUCAUGUACCACAAUGUGCAGAUGUUAGUUAAGGAAGGAAUUAUUGCAUUGAUGAUUUUUGGCAAAACUAUGUCACUUCAUCUGGGGGUUUUUCACAAUGGAAAACUAAAAUUUUCAUAUGUAAAUAUUUUUUCAAAACAGAAUUUUGUGUUUUCAACUACUCUUUAACUGCUGUGUGCUGAAACUUUCACACCUGAGUGACCUUUAUGAAAGGAAUUCCAAUUUUGACAAGUUUUAGCUGAGUUAAGGCCGUAUGUCUUUUGUUUCACAGCAGAUUACAUGUUUAUAGUGGAUUUGUGUGUCCGAACAGGUGUCAUGGGGGCAUGUCUGUGAUGCAUUUCUAAUAUAUAAUUGAUUCUGUAAAUUGUGACCUGUAAAAAAAGUAUAUUGUAAUGUCCAAAUCAAAAUACUUUACAAUAUAUUCUAUAAAAUGUGUCCUGUAAUGCAAAGCCUUUUUCCAGUAGCCUUGAUGUUUUCUGUUGUGUAAUAUCCUCCCUAGUACCAUUGCUAUCAUUCAGCAAAUACAAGCCAUAUAGAUUUGAUAUCGUAGAUUUGAAAUUAUUUGCACCUCCAUUUUUGCUACAAAUCAUUAACUAUUAUUUGAACUUACUCAAUCUUACAAAAAUGCACACUAUUUAUUUUAUGUCAUUUACAGGCAUCUUGUUGGAAAGGUUUAUAGCUAGAAAUGUUGUGGACUAAAAAUAAUAACAUGGAGAUGCAACAAAUUAUUUGAAAAAAAAAAUGCAUGAUCUAUUGUAAAGCAGAUUAAGUAUGAAUGUUAUUUUCCUUUUAAUUACUCCAGUUUUAUAGCUGUUUUUGAAGAGUCUUGCAUACUUUAAACUAACUACACAAAGUUGGUUUUUGAUGUCGUCUUAGUCAAAGAGCCUGAUUUGUUUUAUUUGACUUAUUUAAGUUUUAAAAGUGUAUGCCUUUUUAAAAGACUAUACAAUCAUAGUUUUGUUUAAAAUGCCUAGAAUUUUAUCAUGUUUUUAAUUAUUUUACUAUUUUGGUUUACAUUCCAAUUAAUUGAUAACUUGAAAUCUCAUUGAACUGUGAAUGUUAGUUACAUACGAUAUAAUGCUGUCCGGAAUGAUUGUUGUGUAUUUAAUGCAAUAAAUCUUUGAUAUAAGG
Molecule: messenger RNA, 4177 nt
Organism: Dreissena polymorpha
Lineage: Eukaryota; Metazoa; Mollusca; Bivalvia; Myida; Dreissenidae
Exons: 14
Coding region: 66-2270 (734 amino acids)
Biological process (GO): carbohydrate metabolic process
Source: RefSeq, a predicted model, not a curated record